Molecule: messenger RNA, 4659 nt
Organism: Amoebophrya sp. A120
Lineage: Eukaryota; Dinophyceae; Syndiniales; Amoebophryaceae
Source: the annotation of a GenBank genome assembly
GUGGCCAUGGCCUCCCUUUUCGGCAGAAGCAAGACAUACUGUCUUGUUCAAGAACCUGGAAGCGAUUGAGAUAUGCAGUGAAGAACAGGGCGGAUUGACGAGUGUAGCUGCGAGCGUGAAGAGUGAUGUCCUGAUGUCUUUGCCCACAUGUAGAAUAAAACGCACGACCACAGAGGAGGAGGACUCUGUCGAUGUCAUAGUCAUAGUCGGGAGAUAACGAUAAGUACGCAGAGAGGUGAAACCUGGGUGCUAUGAGUUGUAACAAUAUUGGACGAGAGGGACGACUACAAUUCUUUGCCGGAAAAGAACAAACAAUUUCGCUGAUCUACAUCUUGUUCCUGCGCAGUACAAAAAUUUCCCUCCAUGUUCUUGUUCGGACCCAGAGUUAAUGUUAAAGUCUCUCCCGUGGAGAUCCUUCUUUUCGUGCAAGAUGAACUUCAACUUCGCAACUGAUUCGUACCUAUUCGUUUGCUAGUCAUGUUAAUUUCGGCAUGACGAAUAGAAGUACAACAGAAAAAAAAAAAACACCACAAGCUGUUGAGGACAACAAAGUUAGGCGGCUCUGAUUGAAGAAAUAGAAAUAAGCUGCGGAAUUUCUUCUGAUUCUAGAACGGCCCCUCUUUAAUAUUUCUAGCGAGCGGAUUUAUUACUCCAGCAGAAAAAAGCAUCAACCUUACUCUGCUCAACCUGUAAUCAUCCGCUAGCGAGCAGGGACUACCAGCGGGUAGAAAUUUGAAGCGACUUAUUAAAAGCAAACAAAAGUUUCUGCCAGCAACAGCAUCUACUCCAUUGUGGCCCUCCUCCUGUUGCUCGUCCUCUCGGGGGAGCGACGAUAGAACAUCAAGCCAUGGCGUGUUGCGUGUCUCCGAACAAUAUCAAGUGCAAAUAUGUCUGGGUCUGGAUGAUUCCGAGACUUGUCAUGCAGAUUUUCCAUGAUCCAUGUCGUCUGGAAUGCAGCACGUAGCAUGACAGAUUCUGUGAGAUCCCUACCAUGCCUAUCCUGCAUGCAUGGCAAACCCCCUGCCAACUUGGUCGAAAGGGGACAGCUUUUGGCACCCAUGCAGCACAGAUUUUUGCAUAGUCCAGAAUUAGCAUGACAAGUUGCAACCUUCCAGAGCCAGACAUAUUUGCAAUCCAUAAACAAGAAAGGCAAGCAGCAGGACAGCGGAUCGGAUGCGGACAGUGCGCAAUAUCAAUUGUAAAAAUGUCUGGGUCUGGAAGAAUCUAAACUUGUGAUGCUGUCUCUGGAUUCGAAAAAGAUUUGCAUUGCAUGACCAGUAAGAGGAGUAGAGUUUGUGCUCCGCGGAGAUGGCAUUUGUCAUGCGGAAUAGGCAUGAGGAAGCGCUCUAAAAAUCUGUGAUGCUACGGCAUGCAUCACAGACAUCAUGGGUCAUGGAAAAUAUGCAUGACAAAUCUAGAAAUCUUCCAGACCCAGACAUUUUUACAUUUGAUACGCAACCGCCACAACUCACGAGGCUCCCGAAACCAGAUGGGGAAGUCACGUCGCUUAUGAACUGCAAAAGUAUCGUACUUCUCGUUGUAUAAAUGCAUAUACAAAUUUCCUCAGCAUGAGAAAUAAAAUUUGUAAUGCUGAUUUGCCUUGGGAACAAGAUUUGUGAUGCAAGACUUGCAUUUAUUCGAGUACGAUACUUUUGCGCUGGAUAUCGCUGACGGUCGAAUUCGGCGAACACCAGUCGGAGCGCAGCGCCGUAUGCAUUACAAAAGUAUCCUACUAGUAUAAAUUGCAUGAAAAAUGGAAUUUGCAAUGCGGAUCUGCCUUGAGAAUAGAAUUUGUAAUGCAUGGCUGCAAUUACUAUGAGCGCGAUACUUUUGCACAUGAUACGCCGGCGCUUUCAGCAACGGCAUCGGGGGGUUCAGUGGCAGCAACAACCCGCCGUCCACAAUCCGCGACUCCGCCGCGUUGCAAGCACCCAGCGAAGCCUCGCCCAUCUCGCCCCGGGAACACAACCUGUUCCGCUCCGACCCCGAGCUGAAGGCCGUUCUGGAGAAGCUGGAAACCGUAUGAGGGUGCACAGCUCGUCCUCCUUCCCCUCAUUUGAUGUAAUGCAACAUACCAAAUUCAGGCUGUGGCUGUGCUUCUUGGCACUGUUUGCAUGACAAGUUCUGGUAGCUCAAACAGCAGUACACUCCUGUGUAAAUUUGUCGCGCAAGAAAACCUGCAUUCUUGCUGAUGCUUCUGUUGCUGUUCUUGUUCUUCACACUGUACAAAGGAGGGGGAGGGGGAGUUACUUAUGCACUCGCAUAAACCGUCGCGACCGGCCGGGCGUACCGGAAACUGAAGGGCACCUUCUUAGAGCGGUUCGCGAAGCUGAUCGAGGAAAAAACCAGCAGCGCGUCCUAUCCAUUGCAACAGUGAUGUCGUACCUCUAGUGUAAAUGUAAAUCACAUGUUGACAAACUUAGACAAGGUGUGCCGAUCGUGAGUGGCGCGCAAUUGUUGUGUAAUGCCAUUUUCAGUGCUGUGUAUGCUCGUAAAUUUCACUAAACUCGACUUUGUGUGACGAGGAGGACACAGACACAGCUUUUGCAAAGGAUACCACCUCCGCGGGUGCAACUGCCAAAGCGAGCAAGGCGCACGAGCAAUACGGGACGAAAAUACACGCUCUGAACGAGAAAGCGAAGCAACUAGACGAUCUGAAACAGAAGGGCGACAUCAGCGGUGCUAAAAUAUCGGUAAAGGGAAAAUCGCUACUCGCGGACGUGAAUCCGAAGAUACAUGUAUCCACAGUUAAAUUUCCCCUACACGACGUUCGUACAAAUGCAGUCUCUGCAUGACAAAACUUGCCUUCAAUCCUAGUCUAGCAUGACAAGUUGGACACUGCAAGUUAGCGAAAUUUGUCAUGCAUUUUGUACAUGUAGUACGGGAAAUUUACAUUGCAUAACAUGAGCUGGGCGCCCAGCUCAUGGUCUUGAUGCCCACCAACACAAACGCGGAAGCGAAGUGCGGUUACACCAAGUACCACUUGCUGCUGGAGUUGGUCAAGUCCAGCUUCUCCAUGUAUCAAAUGUAAAAAUGGCUGGGUCUGGAAGAAUGCAACUUGUCAUGCUAAAUCUGAAGCAUGCAAAAAUCUGUGUUGCAUGAUUGCCAAAAGUCGUCCUGUUUAGACCAAGUCGGGAGGGAGUUUCUCAUGCAGGAUAGGCAUGAGAGAGAAUGCAGAGAAUCUGUCAUGCUAGGUCCUGCAGUCCAGGCUUCAUGGGUCAUGGAAAAGCUGCGUGACAAGUCGCGCAUUCUUCCAGACCCAGACACUUUUGCACUUGAUACCAUGUACACAGAAAUGAAAAACGCCGCGGAAAUACUCGAGAACGUACAAAUAUGCAUUGCAAAAGUAUCGUACUCGUAGUAACUGCGGUUAUGCAUGACAAAUCUCUUCCCUAAGGUAAAACAGCAUUUACAAAUUUCAUUUGUAAUGAUGAGCCAAUUUGUAAUGCAAUUCAUACUAGUACGAUGCUUUUGCAUUUCAUAACAGAAAAUCAUGGACGAAACGGCGGGGAAGCAGCUGCUCAGCGAAAUACCCGGCUUUCAGCAACAGGUUGAAAAAUAUUGGAGCUUGUUUCUACUUCUAGGUUUGCGUGAGGUACUGCAUGACAGUAGAUCACGGCGCACCGUAUCUAUUAUUGCCGACGAGAUGAUGAAAAUUUUUUCUUUGGAGCAAAAUUGUAUCACGACUAAGUACGCAUGAUCACCGAAAAAAAAAUGUCAGAUCGAACGGUUUUCCGGGGUGAUGGCAGAUCUGGGACUUUUUGACUUCAUGCUGAAGGCGAAGCAGUUCGCAAACGACGAGGAGGAGAUCAUUUUUAUCGAUCCGAAAACAGGCAUGAUCGGGGAGUUGUCAAGGGCGGUCUUGAACAAGAAUAAUGUCGACUGGACGAGCGCAGCGGCAUAUCCAAGAAAAAAACUGUGUAAUUGUAAAUUUGUGUUGCAGAACAUGCAACAGAGUUACACCUGUCAUGCCAGACAGCCAUGAAGUCCUCUUUUCAUUUGUGCUUUCCCUUACGAGCCACGCAUGACGUGUAGAGCAAACUUGUAAUGCUGUUCCUCCAAAAAAGUUACACCUACAAUGUUUUUUUCUUGCAUACGGUAGCGGACGAGGAGGAAAAGUCCGCACUAGUCAGCAACGUAAAAACCAUUUUGCACAUAUAAAAAUAUUAGCCCUACAGUAUCAAUGACAUCAGCACUCUAUGUUGUACUAAUGAAACUUUAUGUUUUAAUAUAGCUCAGACAGAACGUGGUCGGCGGGACGGUGGUAGUACAAUUUUGUUCACAACAAGGAGAACGAUUUGGUGACGUUGCUCUGUAGUUUUUGUACAGAGUGUCUUGCUUUGUGCAACCGUCAAAGUAAACACCAGAAACGGAGCAAAUUGUACGAAGAACUGGAACAGACAGAGUUUCGAUGGACAAGAGGCAAUUGUACGCAAUGAUUUUCACGACCAUGUCGUGCAAACCGUGGCCUCCGGGUCUACUACGCUGGUGGCGUAAGGAGCAAAUGCACAGCAGUAGACACGACCGUUAGAAUACAAAUAUAAAAUUCGUGCCGUUGUUACAAGCUCGGCCUGACAAGAAUCAAUGUAAGAGAACCUUGCUGCGGUGUUCUGAUUUUUUUUAUGCUGUAUCUCAAUCUCAAUUUGCUUUGGAUACUGG